AUGCCAAGACUAGAAGACACUCAGGUCUACGACCGCGACGAGGAAGAAGAUGACCUCCUCAACCGUAACCGGCGGAGGGUAGUGCGUCUCUGGGAAGACUUUAUCGAUUUCGCAUUUCAGGGAAAUGUGCUCGAGAUCGCUUUUGGUUUGAUCCUAGCAACAAUGUUCACAGCCCUCGUCACCUCUUUUGUUUCCGACAUUGUCCUCCCGCCCAUCUCGGUGCUUCUCCCACUGAACAAGAACUUGGAAGAAAAGUUCGCGGUGCUCCGGUCCGGAGCUAAUCAUCCUGAGGAAGGAUAUAACACCCUGAAACAGGCGCAGGCGGAUGGUGCUGUUGUUAUGGCUUAUGGUUUCUUCAUGAACCGCCUCCUCAACUUCAUGGGCGUUGGCUUCUCGCUUUACAGCAUCGCUUCCAUCUACCAGUUCAUGUCGAAGGACCCCAUCAUCAAGAAGACUAUUCGGUGUCAGUAUUGUUGCAAGUUUGUGAAUAUUAACUCAAUCCGCUGCAUAAACUGUACCUCCUGGCUCGACGGCCGCGAAGACAUCCUCCUUCACCAAUACCACCAACAGCACCAACAACAACAGCACCAGCAACAAAUCCCCACCCCCUCUCUUCCUCCCAACAACGGUACCCAGGGAGCACCACCCCCGGCGCCCCAGGAGCUACAGGAGGCCCCACAGGCACCACCACUCCCGGCGGAGGAGCAGGUCCCUCGCAAUCGCAAUAGGGACGGUGGCGUCCGGAUCGAGCAGAUUCCAGCAUGA
Messenger RNA from Sordaria macrospora k-hell, 765 nucleotides. RefSeq lists its product as uncharacterized. NCBI's taxonomy places the organism in Eukaryota, Fungi, Ascomycota, Sordariomycetes, Sordariales, Sordariaceae. Gene Ontology annotation, cellular component: membrane. Gene Ontology annotation, molecular function: mechanosensitive monoatomic ion channel activity. The record is from RefSeq and is a predicted model, not a curated record. Gene Ontology annotation, biological process: monoatomic ion transport.